CGCUUCCAAUUAACCUAUUGUGACCUAUUUUGAGAUGUAUCGAGCAGAUGUAGAGACCGUUCUGCGGUGCGAGCAAUGCAACAAACCAUUCGACAGGGAGGCGACUCUGAAGAGGCACCGAUAUUAUUGUCGGUCUCGAAACAAUAUUAACAAUAUACGAUCUCGAUCUUGUUCCUCGUGUAUAAAAGCCAAGGCGCGGUGCGACACCAAACGACCGCAAUGCUCAAGGUGCAGUCUUAAAGCCACCGAUUGUCAUUACCCAGCAACCACCUCCAGAGAUGCUGGCGCAACAAAACAAAACCAUGUUGAUGCUCCAACCCGUCAACGCAAGUCUACUUCCCUCUUAGAGUCUCAACCUCUCCAUUAUCAUGGCCAUCAACCAGGGAGCAACGGCAGGGAGAUGAUUUUUGAUAAUGCGUCAAACUUCGAAGACUCAGAAUUCGCCAGCCUGGGAACUCAAUCUCUCCCUUGGGAUGAUACAAGUAUCGAUUUCAACUUUCUGAGCUUACCGAAGAACGACAAUACUUUCCAAUACUCGAGUCCAGCAUCGUCAACAUCCUGGCUCUUUCACCAGCCGGGAGUUCUGAACGAUUGCUCAAGUCAAAUACAACAAUAUUUGAUUUCACCGCAUCCAUCGAUACCUUCUGCUCCAUCUUACUCUGUCCGAUUGCUUGUUCAUCGACCCAAAAGGAAAGUCGCGACACAAAGGACGGCCGGCCUGAUUCUUCACAUUCUCAAAUCGUAUCCGUUGAUGAUGAUGCGUCAUGGUUCUCUUCCGCCCUUUAUACAUCCAGGCACAGUUUCUUCUACAACCGGUAGUGAUGAUCUGAAGGCUCUGAAUAAUUGCAUGAGUCUGGUCCAUAUGAUCAGUGCAGGGGUCAAAGGCAGCCGUGAGUUGUUCUGGAAGAAUGUAAGCCUCGAGUGUGAACGAUUUUGUGAUGAGCAUUCAAAGUACAAUCAGUGGCAAGCACUUGGUGCUCUGCAAGCCCAACUAAUUUACCUUCUUUUGAGGCUAGAGGAAGGCGAGACUGAUCACAAUAACAUCGACUUCAUUCUGGUUACUACAGUCAUAGCAACAUCUAAGCACCUCAAUCACAUCAGCGAGGUAUAUCAGAAGCAGUCGAUGACGCACAACUAUGAUUUGGCGCAGAGCUGGAAGGACUGGAUCUUUGAGGAAUCCGCACGGAGAUUAUGCGUGGUGUAUCAAGUCAUUAAUAUACUUGUGUACUUCGAACCUGCAGCAAUGUGUGAACUAGAAGGCGACCUUCUCAUCGCACCAUUGCCGGCAAGGAAGCAACUCUGGGAAGCAGGUGAUGAGUUGGUGUGGAAGACAGAAAGCGAGCAAGAACCAGGGAUUAACAUUGCCUUUGGGUUGACAACAAAAGGGGAUCUGAUUCGAGUCGGUCAAGACCUGAACUGUUCCAUCAAUGAGGCGGCGAUGCUGCACAAGUCCAAUCACAUCGGCAUGUUAUCUAGGAGCAAUGCAAACUGGGAAGAGUGGUGCUCUGGUAUGGAUGGACUUGGUGGACUCAUCAUGCUUGCGGCUUCUUUGGUCGGGUAGGUACUGAGAAGGAGAUCUUCAAUAACGGUGUAUUCGAAUUGGCGAAUUCAAUUUGUACAAGCAGUCAUCUAGCCCUGCAGACUUCCAAGGCAAAGGUCCUCAAUAG
This is a messenger RNA of Exophiala oligosperma, 1667 nucleotides long. RefSeq lists its product as uncharacterized. Gene Ontology annotation, biological process: regulation of DNA-templated transcription. The transcript has 5 exons. Gene Ontology annotation, molecular function: zinc ion binding; DNA-binding transcription factor activity, RNA polymerase II-specific. NCBI's taxonomy places the organism in Eukaryota, Fungi, Ascomycota, Eurotiomycetes, Chaetothyriales, Herpotrichiellaceae. The record is from RefSeq and is a predicted model, not a curated record. Bases 35 to 1561 code for a protein of 508 amino acids.